AUGUCGUCAUCACACCCCGCUCCCCAAUCCUUCGUGGCAGUCUUCGUAGGGGCAACGAGGGGGAUUGGUCUCGCUACUCUCAAGGUUCUUGCCCGGACUUUGCCUAAUCCGCGAUUAUACGUUAUUGGUCGGUCGAAAGCGAGGUUUACGGGUGAUCUCGCUCUGCUACACGAAUACAACCCGAAUGCUACGGCACAAUUCGUCGAAGCUGAGGUUUCGCUUAUCAAAGGUAUCGAUGAUGCCUGCGAAAGAAUUAUGAAAUUGGAGAAACAUGUGGAUUUGCUGUUUAUGAGUCCUGGAUCUUUGGCGUUUGGUGGACCGCAUUAUACUGAGGAGAAGCUUGAUCUUUGUUUUUCGCUAUCCUUUUACGUCCGCAUGCGUCUUAUCGAACGCUUACUCCCUAAGCUCAUGCAAGCACCACACCCACGGGUUCUCUCCGUUCUAGCCGGGGGCCACGAAGGCCCACUGUUCACCAGUGACGGGGAUAUCGGAUUACGAAAGAAGGAGAACUAUACAGCGCCAAGGGCGGUAAAUCAGGUCACUACACUGCACAGUCUUGUUUUCAUCCACUUUGCGUCUCACUACCCAAAGGUGUCUUGGUUGCAUGUCCAUCCCGGCUGGGUGGCGACUACCUUUCUGUCUGAUUUGCUGCAGAGCGCUGGCGUUAUCGGUGUACUGGCUGGGAAGUUCAUUUUGCCUGUUUAUCGAUCUGUAGCUAUGUCUGAAGAUGAAUGUGGACUGCGGCAGACUGGUUAUGCUUUGAGUGGGAGAUACCCAAGCAGGGAAAUGAUUUGUUCUGCAGUCGUGGACGUUACUGAUCAGGCAGCCUGCCACGGGCCAUGUAGUGGGUUCUAUCGUGUCUUGAGCGACGGGAGCACAGCCACGGAUGACAAGUUGGGUUCUCUAGAGAAAGAAGGGUGGCCUCUCAAGGUCUUUAUGCAUACCCAGCAGGCGUUUGGUGAGAUAUUGAAUCAGAAGUAG
Molecule: messenger RNA, 981 nt
Organism: Fusarium subglutinans
Lineage: Eukaryota; Fungi; Ascomycota; Sordariomycetes; Hypocreales; Nectriaceae
Exons: 2
Coding region: 1-981 (326 amino acids)
Biological process (GO): secondary metabolic process
Source: RefSeq, a predicted model, not a curated record